AUGCCAUCUGUGCCCCCUCCCAGGUCACCAGGGACCCUGCCCGCUCCCCAGCCUCCGCGCUGGGCUGGACAGGUGCCACGGGGAGGGUCGCUGCCGCUACCCGCCCGGCACUUCGCCCUCCACAACGGGACCCUCGAGGGGCAGCAGCUCAAGCGGCGCCGCCUGCUGCCCCCAACGCCCGCCGGCCGCAAGCCCUCCUUCACCAUCCAGUGCCUGCGGCGCCAGGGCAGCUGCGACGACGAGCCCAUCCCAGGCACCUACAACCCCUCGGGCCCCCCCGGCCCGGCCCGGCCACAGGGUUACGGCAGCUCCGAGACGUGGCGCCUGGGGGGCUCCUCGCAGGCCUGGGCCACGGCGCCCACCCGCGGGCACGUCCUCUAUGCACCCCUCAUCCUGGUGGAGGGCAGCCCGCCGCCGGGGCAGGGGGCUGUGGGGAGCCUGCCACCGCUCUCCCGCUGGUUCGUGGGGGACCGUGGUCCCCCUGGCCCCCUCCGCCUGCGGCCCUGCGGCCCACGGGAAGCGCUGGCCCGUGGCUCAGCUGACAGCCUGGUGGAAGCCGUGCUCAUCUCUGAGGGGCUGGGGCUGUUUGCCCGCGACCCCAAGUUCGUGGCUGUGGCCAAGCGGGAGAUCGCAGACGCCUGUGACAUGACGAUGGAUGAGAUGGAGAGUGCGGCUGCCGACCUGCUGACCCGCCGCCGGCCUGCCCCACCGCCCGCCAGCACCGCCAUCUACAGCGACGAGGAGCCGCUGCGGCCGCCGGCCGAGGAGGAGCUGGCGGAUGAGAUGGCCUGUGUCGGCGGGUUCUAGGCGGGCUCCCACCGCCCACAAAAAAUAGUGCUUUUCCUCCAAAAAGAUAUUUUUCCCGUAACACAAAAGCAGAGUUUUCCUCAGAAAAAAGUUUCUCCUCUCAAAGGAAAGGGGGGCAGCCUCAGAAAAAUGGCAGUUUUCCUCAGAACCAACCCCUCAAACUGGGCAUCACCUCAAAAAAAAAAGUUUACCUCAGAAAAAGGGAGAGUCUUCUGGGGAAAAGGGGUAUUUACCUCAGAAAACGAAAGGCGUUUUCCUCAAAAACACACUUUUUUUUGCUAAAAAACAGGUUUCCUCAGACAACAGGAUUUUUCCUCAGCAACAACCCCUCAAAAUGAGGGUUACCUCAAAAAAAGUUUACCUCAGAAAAAGGGAGGGUCUUUUCCUUGGGAAAAGGGGAAGUUACCGCAGAAAACAAAGGCGUUUUCCUCAAAAAAAUAAAGUUUGCUAAAAAAAAAAGGGGGGGGGGAGUUUUUCAGAAAAGAAGGAUUUUGCCUCAACCAACCAACCCAAAACAGGAGGUUAUCACAAAAAAAAAUUUGACCUCAGUAAAAGGGAGGGUCUUUACUACCGAAAACGGGCUUUCAAAAAAAGAAUUUUUUUUGCUAAAAAAGGGGAUUCCUCAGAAAACAGGAUUUUUCCUCAGAAACAACCCCUCAAAAUGGGGGUUACCUAAAAAGCAAAAUUUACC
This is a messenger RNA of Falco peregrinus (peregrine falcon), 1498 nucleotides long. Its product is annotated as voltage-dependent L-type calcium channel subunit alpha-1F-like. The record is from RefSeq and is a predicted model, not a curated record. Lineage: Eukaryota; Metazoa; Chordata; Aves; Falconiformes; Falconidae.